GCUAGGGUUCCUCGCGAAAUAUUUCGAGGCGAUGACGACGAUCCGGCGCUUCACCUGCGCGGAUCUCUUCCGGAUGACGCACAUCAACUUCGAUCACUUGACGGAGACGUUUAAUAUGCAUUUCUAUCUCACUUAUCUCUCGCAAUGGCCCGACUACUUCCAUGUCGCGGAAGCUCCCAAUGGACAUCUGAUGGGAUACAUAAUGGGGAAAGUGGAAGGCAUCGGUGAAUCGUGGCAUGGGCAUGUAACAGCAGUGACUGUAGCUCCAGAGUACCGCCGGCAGCAAUUGGCGAUGAAACUCAUGAACAUUCUGGAGGAAGUCACUGAGAAAACCUACAAUGGCUACUUCGUGGAUUUGUUCGUGAGAGCAUCCAAUACUCUCGCCAUAAGGAUGUACAAGAAGCUGGGAUACGUAAUAUACAGAAGGGUGAUCAAGUACUACUCCGGCGAAGAAGACGCGCUAGAUAUGCGGAAGCCUAUGCCGAGAGAUGUGGAGAGAAAAUCCAUAAUCUCGCCUAAGCAGAUGGUCACUCCAGAGGAGCUGGAGUACGACUAGCAGCUUGCAUGACCUAAUGCAAUAGAGUAAUAAAAGAUGGCGGCCUUUCUGGGGUA
Molecule: messenger RNA, 612 nt
Organism: Selaginella moellendorffii
Lineage: Eukaryota; Viridiplantae; Streptophyta; Lycopodiopsida; Selaginellales; Selaginellaceae
Product: N-terminal acetyltransferase B complex catalytic subunit NAA20
Exons: 6
Coding region: 32-556 (174 amino acids)
Biological process (GO): N-terminal peptidyl-methionine acetylation
Cellular component (GO): NatB complex
Molecular function (GO): protein-N-terminal amino-acid acetyltransferase activity
Source: RefSeq, a predicted model, not a curated record